Messenger RNA from Myripristis murdjan (pinecone soldierfish), 2903 nucleotides. RefSeq names its product inner centromere protein (gene incenp). Lineage: Eukaryota; Metazoa; Chordata; Actinopteri; Holocentriformes; Holocentridae. The record is from RefSeq and is a predicted model, not a curated record. Gene Ontology annotation, cellular component: kinetochore; midbody; meiotic spindle midzone. Gene Ontology annotation, biological process: mitotic cytokinesis; meiotic spindle midzone assembly; metaphase chromosome alignment. The transcript is spliced from 21 exons. The coding region runs from base 198 to 2771 and encodes 857 amino acids.
CGGUUUCAGCGGGUCAGAGAAGACGAGGAAGCGGACGGGCAGCGGAGCGAGUUUGAGCUCUGUAAAGAGGGAGAUUAUUUUCAUUAAUUUAGUACGCCUUUUUUAUAAAGUCAGCAUGCAAUAGAGUUGUUUAACGCCGGCGGAGCAGCGAACGUUGGAUUCUAUUUUCAAAAUCGUGGAAAUAAAAGGCUGUCACCAUGAACUCCGUAUUUUCAUCGGUUCGGUCCCUCAUGCAAAUGUUCGAUGGCAAAAUACAAGAAUUCAUCAGUGAUGUUGAUAAUGUCCACAUGGUUUGGCUCGAGGAGAUCCAGCAAGAGGCCAACCGCAUGUUCUCAAGUGAUAGCACCGAGCCGGAAUUAAUGCCAAAAACUCCAUCCCAGAAAAAGAACAGUCGCAGGAAGCGUGUAUCUUUGGGGCGUCAAGAAGAAAAUCAAACUAAGCGACGAUUUUCAAAGGGAAAGCGCAGCAAUCUUCGCGGCUCAGCUGUGAACGCACUGAACCUCAUCUCUGAAGAAGCAUCAGAGGCUUCCACCUCUGAGGCCACCACCACAAAGUCCACACGGAGCACCCGCAGAAACAAGCAAACUCAGCCCGAGGUUGCAGUGGAUCCUGGCCAGUCUUCUUUUGACGGCUGUAAAUCUGACAAGGGUUUGGUGCCAGACAAAGAGCCAGCAGUGGUAGAAGAGGGGGAUGCCGACAAACAGAGCCAGGAGAACAUUUCAGUGACAGAGAAAGAGACAGACAAGUCAUCAGACACAGUCCCAUCUCCGCCUAAACUGCCUUUACCUGAGGUUGCCGUGAGCAUCUCUGAAGCAGAUCGUUUGUCUGCUGAGAUGGCUAAGAAGCCAGAGGCCUCUCCUGGCCGUACAGCUACUAAAAUUGCAAUAGCUGGUGCACACAAGGGGUCACGGCGGAGCUCUGUGCGCCAUUCCCUCAAACUUCGACACUCUCUGGCAGGGCUGCGGCACAGCAUGACACAAGAGUCGGUUCGCCGGGCCUCCAGGCGUUCCAUACUGAAGAAGAAAACUCGUCUGGGCAACUCGACUUGUAACAGUAAUGUAAGCGAGGACUCUUCAAUGGAAACUGAGGUGGAAGAGGACGCAAAAGAAGUGUUGGCAGUGUCAGAUGAAGAGGUUAAUGCUGGAGGAGCUGAACAAUCUGAGGAUAUUCCCAAGAAACUGACUGCCCAGAACACAGAGCGCUUAAGUGGGCGCAUUACUCGCUCUAUGGCUGUAAAUUCUCCCACAGUGGCACGCUCCGCUCUGCUGACCAGCAGCCAUUUUGCUGGCACACCAAACAAAAGCUCAGUUGGCAGUCAAAAGAAACCAGACUCCCAGUCAAGUCUGUGGUCCCGCCAAAGUGGCAAACGCAAGGCACCAGACACGACAGAGGAAAGCCCCACAAAGAGGCCCUCUCCACCAAAGAAGAGUCAAAGUGCAAUCAAGCCCCAUAUGAAAUCUUUUCAUCACACUGUGCAGAAGAAUCAGAUGCUGAUGAUGACUCCGACCUCCCUGGGCCGCACCGCUGUUAUCAAAUCCUUUAUCAAAUACACCACUCCUGUGAAGGCUGAUCCCAAGUCCAGCGGUGGUGUAGUGAUGAAAGAACGGCUGAAACUGGAAGCACUCAAAAAGAAGCAGGAGCAAGAAGAAGAAAGAAUGAAGAAAAUGGAGGAGGAGAAGCGAAAGAAACAGGAGGAAAUCAAAAGGAAGAGGGAUGAGAGACUAAGAAAAGUGGUAGAGGCCAGAGUGAAGGAGGAACAGAAAGAAGAGGAAAAGAAAAAGAAGAUUGAGCAGAAAAUGGCCCAGAUUGAUGAGAAAAACGAUAAGCUUCGUGUUGAGCGCCUGGCAGAAGAGAAGGCCAAGAAGAAGGUGGCCAUGAAACGUCAAGAGGAGCUGGAGCAGAGGCGGAAACUGGAAGAAGAGGCUAGAAAGAAGAAGAUUCAGCAAGCGGAAGAGGAGAAGCGGCAGCAGGAGCUGCUGGCCAAGCGUAAGGCGGAGGAAGAGGAGCAGCAGCGAGCUCGCAAGCUGGUUGAAGCACGCCGAGCCUUGGAGCUGAAGAGGGAGCAGGAGCUUGAGAGAGAGAGACAAGCAGCAGCUGAAAGGGAGCGUGCAGAAAAGGAAAAGGCUCUGGCUCUGCAGCGGGAACUGGAGAGAGCAGCAAGAGAGAAAGAGAGGAGGGAGUUGGAGGAGAGAAGAAAGCUUGAGGAAAGGAAAAAGCAGGAGGAGCAGCAGAGAUUGGCUGCAGAAGAGAGGGCUGCUAGAGAGAGGGAAGUGGCGAAGCAGAGAGAGGCUGCUGCCAAGAAUGCUUUGACUACUAAUAUUCAGACCCAUGCAGGCAAGGGUGCUGAAAUGAACGUAACUAUGGACAUCGAGCGUACUGUAAUGAAGACGCCUGCAGGCAAGGGUGGUGGCUUAAACGUGACUAUGGAUAUUGAGCAAUCUCCUCAGUCAUACAGCAUCACUCCAAAAGGAGGAAACAAACCUGUUGUUGUGAGCCAAAAUCCUGAAGAUUAUGGAAUGGACCAAAACAGUGACGACUCCACUGAUGAUGAGUCUGCUCCAAGGAAACCGAUACCAUCGUGGGCAGAAGGUCAAAAUCUGCAGAAGGCCAUCAUAAAACAGUACUUCAGCCCAUUCGAUUUACACUCAUACUGCGGAGGGAUCGAACCACCGAGGCUGGAGAAUAUCUUUUAUAAGAGCAAGCCCCGCUAUUUCAAACGCACCAGCUCAGCGGUCUGGCACUCACCACCUCGGAUUGGAAACCAUUUGUAAACACUGGGAACUGGGUUGGGUUUUUAUUGUAAUGUCCUUUUUUUUCUCUCUCUUUUAAUUGAUCUUGUUUAAGUUUGUCAGUCUUGAAGAAGUUCUAAUGUCUGCCUUCAAUAAAGUGUUCUAGGGAAUGGA